GCCGUCAACAGCGCGGCAUGAGCGGCACCGGCGUCCUUUAUGGCGGCGGCUCCCGCAGCCCGGGGCCCGGCUCCCCCCUGCCCGGCUCCCCCUGCAGCCCGGAGCUCGGCUCCCCCGUGCAGCGCCUCUUCCGCAGUGAAGCCAAAAGAAUGGAAUUACAAAGAAACCUGAUAGAAUACAGGAGGUCGGAUGCAUGCCUAAUGAAACUAAAAUACAUGAAGCUGAAAAACUACUUGAAAGAAGUACAGGAGCGCCAGGAAAGAGCUCGUCUGCGGAACCAGACCCUGCUGGAGGAGUUUGACCAGUUUGAGGCUCAAAUGAAAGCUUCAAGCUUGGAGAUGACUCAGAAGAUGGAAGCAUCGUACAGAAGAGAAAUCAAACGCGUGUUAGCGCUUGGAGGGGCUGACUUGGCAGCAGGAGGUGAUGAGGAAUGGGACUGCAUGGAGCAGGUGCCGUGGGCAGGAAUCGGCACCAGGACAACCGUGCCAAGACGGCUCCAUCACCCAGCUACAGGCUUUAUGAGCCGCCACACAUCAGGCAUCUCCGCUGGCAGGGGUUUGGGCACCCAGCAGAACCCCCCUCAGCCCACAGAGAGCUGCUCAGCGCCUGAGCCAUCACUUGAAGGACUUGGUCUGGAGAGCAGAAGUACUGAUUUAGAGAGGGAAGCAUCAGUGGAGAGAGCAGCGAGACCUGGGGAUGUGGCUGCCGGUGAGGAAGACUCUGAGGAGCUCAUCUCUUCAGCUUCUGAUAGCAAACCAGGACCGAAGCCAGGCCUGGGUAACCGGUGGACUCCUAAGGAGCUGAGCUGGGGCAUCAGCACUGUGCUGCCAGGUCCUGCCAGCACCGAGGAGGUGAUGCCGAGCGUGCCGCAGGGAUUGGCCUCACCAGUGGCAGACUGGGAGCAGGGCAGGGAUGCCCACACUGCAGAAGACUCCCCAGUGCAUGCACCAAACCCUCACGUGGAGCAGGAGGAGCUGCCCUUGGGCAGCUCAGCACCAGGCAGCUCCCGUGGGAUGCUGGCAGCCCUCUCCCGUGCACUGGAGCAGAUAGAAGACGUGGUGAGGACGAGCACCCGGCGCCGGGCGCUGUACCAGGGCAAGCACAUGGUGACGCUGGAGCUGCUCAGCGGGGCCACCAGGCUGGAAGACGGAGACCUAGAAGCAUGCGAAGCUGUCGUCCUUCAUCAGCUUCGGGCUUCCUUACAGAGCUGCCUCCUAACCGAGAACACGCUCCGGGCUCAAGGCAGAGCAGAGGGUGAAGAGCAAAGCAGGCCGGAGCAGAGCUGGGACACGGACGUGCUGCGGACCUGCCUGAGCCAGCAUGCCCUCUUCCUGAGGAAGCACCACGUCCAGCUCCCGCAGGAAGUGUCGGAGAUGUUCGAACGCCUGCUGGCACAGGAUGGCCAGGCUCUGCUCGGGUCGAGAGAGGCCCUUCCAGGAGACAGCGGGGACAGGUCAUCUCCUCACAGUCAUGAACCCUCGUGCAGCACCUCGUCAGCCACCCCAAACGGUGCCAGGGAGACAGAGGAGGCAGAACACGCUCCCGGGCUCACCGGCAUGGGAGGACAAGAAGUCCCAAGCUGGUGUGAAGAUGAGAGCAAGGAAGAAAGCGCGGUCGAAAAGAUUCCUAUUACAGGUCACCUUUAAUGAGGCAAUAAUGCUGCCAAGGCUUUCCCCACGCCCACCGGCCUUCCCGGUGAGGUCCUGCUUUGAGCUUGAAGUUAAAAGGUUCCCAAGGUUCCACUUGGAGUGUGCUAAUGAAGGUGCUCACACGUUGACCCAACUUUUCACUUUGAUACCAGCCCAUUCACAACUGCUGCCAGGGGCAAAGUUCCUGUGUGUGCGAUGAAUCGCUGCUGCGGUCUGACAGUACCCCCUUGGGAUCUGGAGCAAGGACUGGGAGCAGGAGGUUGUACCUUCUGCUGAAGUUAGUUUGGAUUGCGUACUCCAGGAGCUGAUACUUUACACUGCUUAAGUUCCUGAAAGGCCUCAGGGUCUUUUUGCAGUUAGGAAUUCCAGGUGAAAAUCCUUCUUCAAUCUUUAAAAAGAGGCAGCAGCUUCUUGUUUAGUCUGGAGAAGGCUCAGGGGGGACCUG
This is a messenger RNA of Pezoporus flaviventris, 2094 nucleotides long. RefSeq names its product kizuna centrosomal protein (gene KIZ). Lineage: Eukaryota; Metazoa; Chordata; Aves; Psittaciformes; Psittacidae. The transcript is spliced from 12 exons. Gene Ontology annotation, biological process: spindle organization. Gene Ontology annotation, cellular component: centrosome. The record is from RefSeq and is a predicted model, not a curated record. Bases 18 to 1646 code for a protein of 542 amino acids.